GUUUUGUUAUUUUUCCUUGCACGUGUUGAAAGUGUAAACACAGAACUAAUGCACCCAUCGCACUCUCAUAACUUCUUAGAUUAGAUCUACCUCUAGAAUACUCUAGAUCUAUAACAAUUAUUAAUUUAAAACUAAUAAAUAGUAGAUCAAUGAGCUUAUAGUUUUAUUAUAAUAUAGAAUCUACUAAGAAUACUUGCAUAGGAUAACAUCAUAACUGCCGCUGUUGAGUCAUGGGUAAGAAGAAAGGCCGUCAGGGACAGAAGAAGCUGCAGGGUCAGAAGGCCAAAGUGGCCAAACAGGCCAAGAAAAAUAAAGUGGUCAAAGCCAAGUCUAAGGCUAGAAAAUCUCAGUCUAAAGCUGUCAAAACUAAUUUGAAAAAGAUGACUUUCGACAACAGUAAAAAGAUUGAAGUUCUGAAUGCAGACAUCACCAAAGUUUUGCUGGCUCCAGCCAAACUUCAGCUGUCUGCUUCAAGUCAGCCACAGCCAGUUAACAAAGCAGACAGAGAUGAGGACAUGCCUGAUGUUGGAUCAGUGGCACACAAGUUAGACCAAGCAGCUUUGUAGCCAAAUCUCAUCCCAUCUAGCUCUUUUGUUCACACAUGUAACAUAUGACAUUAUUGUCCUGAUGAUUAACCUGAUAUGUAGUUGACUCCCUGUGAAUGUGGCUGAAGUUUUAUUUUCUGUAUGGAUGAUGAUAUUGACAUUAAAAGAUGUUUACAUUUA
Physella acuta is the source of this 725-nucleotide messenger RNA. RefSeq lists its product as uncharacterized. Lineage: Eukaryota; Metazoa; Mollusca; Gastropoda; Physidae. The record is from RefSeq and is a predicted model, not a curated record.